AUGGCGGACGAGACGGCCAAGGCCCUGAAGCCGAUGAAGGCGACGUCGGACGGCGUCUUCCAGGGAGAGAACCCGCUGAACUCGGCGCUGCCGCUCGCCAUCCUGCAGAUAUGCAUUGUCGUCGUGCUCACCCGCGUGCUCGCCUUCAUGCUCCGUCCGCUGCGGCAGCCGCGCGUUAUCGCCGAGAUCAUUGGUGGCAUUCUGCUUGGCCCGUCCGCGCUGGGCCGCAGCACCGUGUUCCUGAACACGGUGUUCCCCAAGCAGAGCCUGACGGUGCUCGACACCCUCGCCAACAUCGGCCUCCUCUACUUCCUCUUCCUCGUCGGCCUGGAGCUCGACCUCCGCGCCAUCCGCCGCACCGGCAGCUCGGCCCUCGUCAUCGCCGUCGCCGGGAUCUCCCUCCCUUUCAUCAUGGGCAUCGGCACCUCCUACGUCCUCCAGCAAACCGUCGCCCGCGGCGUCCCCACGGGGCCGUUCCUCGUCUUCAUGGGCGUCGCGCUCUCCAUCACCGCGUUCCCCGUGCUGGCGCGCAUUCUCGCCGAGCUCAAGCUGCUCACCACCGACCUCGGCCGCAUGGCCAUGUCGGCCGCCGCCGUCAACGACGUCGUUGCGUGGAUACUUCUGGCCCUCGCCAUUGCCUUGUCCGGCAGCGGCUCGCCUCUUGUCUCCUUAUGGGUGCUGCUAACGGGAGUCGGCUUCGUCCUCGCGGCCUUCUUCUUCCUCCGGCCUGUUCUCAAUUGGAUGGCACGGCGAUCCCCCGAGGGAGAGCCGGUGAAGGAGCUCUACAUCUGCGCGACUCUGGCCAUCGUGCUUGCCGCCGGGUUCGCCACGGACACCAUUGGCAUCCACGCGCUCUUCGGCGCGUUCAUUGUCGGCAUCAUCGUGCCCAAGGAAGGGCCCUUCGCCGGGGUCCUCCUGGAGAAGGUGGAGGACCUCAUCUCUGGCCUGUUCCUGCCGCUCUACUUCGUGUCCAGCGGCCUCAAGACGAACGUAAUGACCAUCAAGGGCGGCGAGUCGUGGGAGCUCCUCGUGCUCGUCGUCGGCACCGCGUGCAUCGGCAAGAUCGGCGGCACGCUGAUCGCGUCGCUCGUCGUGCGCGUGCCGUUGCGUGAGGCGGUCACGCUCGGCUUCCUGAUGAACACCAAGGGGCUCGUGGAGCUCAUCGUCCUCAACAUCGGCAAGGAUCGGCAUGUCCUCAACGACGAGACCUUCGCCAUCCUCGUGCUCAUGGCGCUCAUCACAACCUUCAUCACAACGCCGGUGGUCAUGGCCAUAUACAAGCCGGCGCGGCGUGGGCCGCCUUACAAGAACCGCGCCGUGGAGCGCGCGAACCCCAACGACGAGUUCCGGAUGAUGGCGUGCUUCCACAGCACGCGCAACAUCCCCACCAUCAUCAACCUGAUGGAGUCGUCGCGCGGCAAACGGAAGCGUGGCAUCACCGUCUACGCCAUGCACCUCGUGGAGCUCUCCGAGCGGUCAUCUGCCAUCUCCAUGGUCCACAAGGCACGGCGCAACGGUAUGCCGUUCUGGAACAGGCGGUGCAACGGCGACGGGGACGUCGACCAGCUCGUUGUCGCCUUCGAGACGUACCAGCAGCUGAGCCGCGUGUCGAUCCGUGCCAUGACGGCCAUCUCCGACCUGCACACCAUCCACGAGGACAUCGUCACCAGCGCGCACCAGAAGCGGGCCGCGCUCAUCGUUCUCCCCUUCCACAAGCUCCACCAGAUGGACGGCCACAUGGAGUCGCUGGGCGACCAGUACCAGCACAUCAACCAGCGCGUGCUCCACCACGCGCCGUGCUCCGUCGGCAUCCUCGUCGACCGUGGCCUCGGCGGCGCCGCUCAGGUGGCUGCCAGCGACGUGUCCUACACCAUCGUCGUCAUCUUCUUCGGAGGCCGCGACGACCACGAGGCCCUGGCCUACGGCAUGCGCAUGGUCGAGCACCCAGGCAUCGCGCUCCACGUGCUACGCUUCUCGCCGCAGAGCGACGCCGGCGACCGCGCCACCGACGACGCGUUCCUUGAAGACUUCCGGACCAAUGUGGCUAACGGGAACGAAUCCGUACAGUACGAAGAGAAGCAAGUGGGAGGGAGGGCGGAGGUCAUCGAGGCGUUCAAGGCAGCAGGGCGGUGCAACCUGUUCCUGGUCGGGCAGGGCGCGCCAUGCACGCCGCUGGCUGACCGGAGCACGGACGACUGCCCUGAGCUCGGGCCGGUGGGUAGUUACCUGGUGCUACCGGAGUUCUCAACGGUAGCAUCGGUGCUGGUGAUGAAACAGUACGAUCCCACGGCGAAGCACUACGACCUCGUCGAGGAGGUGGCCGAAAUAGCGGUGGACGUCGACACGCCGGGCCCCAGCAAUAGGGAAACGAACACCAGCUUCCGUGCUGGAUGA
Messenger RNA from Panicum hallii, 2394 nucleotides. RefSeq names its product cation/H(+) antiporter 19-like. Gene Ontology annotation, cellular component: endomembrane system; membrane. NCBI's taxonomy places the organism in Eukaryota, Viridiplantae, Streptophyta, Magnoliopsida, Poales, Poaceae. The transcript is spliced from 2 exons. The record is from RefSeq and is a predicted model, not a curated record. Bases 1 to 2394 code for a protein of 797 amino acids. Gene Ontology annotation, biological process: proton transmembrane transport; regulation of pH. Gene Ontology annotation, molecular function: antiporter activity.